This is a messenger RNA of Cercospora beticola, 1326 nucleotides long. RefSeq lists its product as uncharacterized. NCBI's taxonomy places the organism in Eukaryota, Fungi, Ascomycota, Dothideomycetes, Mycosphaerellales, Mycosphaerellaceae. The record is from RefSeq and is a predicted model, not a curated record.
AUGCCAACUCGACCAGUGAGGAGGGUGGAGGAUCACAGAGACUUGUCAUCCGAGUUUAAACAGCUUGAUCUUCGAGGAUCUGCUCAAAGCUCGCCACAGUCCAAUCAUGCAGGAAGCCCACGAAGUGUACCGCUCGUCAGCCCGUAUAACAGGAGACCUCUUUCGCAGAGUCUGGAGGACGAAAGAGCAAGAACUGGCUCACCGAGAAGCAUCAAUUUCGCUUCAGCCGAGGAUCCGUACUCUGAAGCAGUAGCGAACUUCAACUUGGGCAGAGACGAGACAGUGCUCGCUGGCGGGCUGGAGGAUUCCCAUGCCAUUAGGCGAGCGUUGGCGAGAGAUCAACGGGAAGAUCUAGUACAGCCGAGGAGGAGUCGAGAAAUCAACCGCGAUGUCAUCAACGCGAGGAAGAGUGAUGAUCUGUCAAGACCGGGCAGCUCGAGAAGGAGCAAUGAAGCAACCAGGACAGCGAUACCGGCAGCUGCUAUACCAUCUCGAGACGGCAGUCUAGAUUGGCAACGAACGCAGCAGAGCACGGGCAAAUCUCACAUCAAAAGACAGUCCCUCGAAAAGCCUCUUCCACCGCCUCCAGAGGGCAAACAGCUUAACAACUUCGAACAUCACCCUUCGACCUCCGCCUCCCAACCACAGUUCCUCGUCCAAGACUCUUCCACCCCAAUCUCCCUCGCCGAACAUGGCAUCUCCCUGACAAACACGGAAGACACCACGAUCCACACGACUCAGGCUCCCGCCGUUACCAACGAAACCACCAUCGUCAACACGCAUGAACACAUAACCGAAGCCAUCACACGAGAAAUCCACACCCACGACAUUUACCAUCGCGUCCUCCCCAUCAUCGACGUCGAAGUCCUCCCACCACGACACUUCAUCGAAUCAUCUUCAGGCCGAAGACACGAGAUCUCAGCGGACGAAGCUCCAGGCGGAAAAGAAAUGAGCCUCGACUUGCAGCGUGUCAUGCAGGAAGCUGUAAAUCGGGAAGGGGAAAGAAAAUGCACUCUCGCUCACGGAAACAAAGAUCAGUGGUACACUCAACACGGCAGGAGGAAAUUCACAGCUGUUGAUUACGAUCCGAAGAAUACGGAAGGUGAUUUGAGAGAAGCUGUGGCGGAAGAUGGAACGGAGUACUCGGAACGAACAUGGGUGCAUUGGCCUGUUUUGGAGGAAGAUGUUGCUGGGACGAGAGCGUUCCAUUUUGAUGGGGAGGGGAGAGCGGGGUUUGUGGAGGAAGUGAGAGGAGUUGGGAAGAGGAAUAGUGCGGAGGAGGCGAGGAGGGCGAGUGUCACGAUGAGGAAGCCUGUGCCGUCGUAG